Messenger RNA from Phyllostomus discolor (pale spear-nosed bat), 4182 nucleotides. It is a transcript of the gene DAPK2, whose product is annotated as death associated protein kinase 2. The transcript has 10 exons. The record is from RefSeq and is a predicted model, not a curated record. Gene Ontology annotation, cellular component: nucleus; cytoplasm. NCBI's taxonomy places the organism in Eukaryota, Metazoa, Chordata, Mammalia, Chiroptera, Phyllostomidae. Gene Ontology annotation, molecular function: protein serine/threonine kinase activity; ATP binding. Gene Ontology annotation, biological process: positive regulation of apoptotic process; protein phosphorylation; intracellular signal transduction. Bases 929 to 2380 code for a protein of 483 amino acids.
AGAGUUUCUCCCCUUUAUUUUCAUGUUUCUGAAAACUGGCAGCAUGCAAAUUCAUCUUGGGGAGAGAUGUAAAGCGAGGGCUUUAAGCUGUCAUCAGCUGUUUUUACCUGAUGGGGUGUCAUGGUUGAUGGCGUGCCCACCGUCUGCCAGCUACCACGAGGGGACAGAGAUGGGAACGUUACAACCCCUGCCCUCACAGGUCUCCAAGGCAAUAGGCAGGAGUAAGGAACUCACAUUUUGGGGACCAUCCAAGCAGUAUUUAAAACAUUUUACAUAUGUUACCUCAUUUGUCCUGUAAGGUGGAUAUCAGACUCUUUUUUUAUUAUGUAAAACCGCAUACAAAAUAAGUAUAUAUCCCACCUACCCAUGCAACCACCACCCAGAUUAAGAAACAGCAAUGCCAGCACCCAGAAACCCCCGUGUGUUUCCUUCUAGGCAAAUCCCUCACCCAGGGGCAACCACCGGCUGCAGCACCCUAGAGUAGCUUUGCCUGUGUGAAGGCUUUUGUGUCUGGCUUCUUUCGUCCCACAUUAUGUUUGCGAGUUACACCCACGUAGUUGCAGAUAGCAGUAGUUUAUUCUCAUUGUUGUGUAAUAAGUCCACGGUCUGGGUAUACCUCUAUUUAUCUGUUCUUCUAUUGCUGGCCAUUUGGUUGUUUCCGGUUUUCACUUAUUGUUAAUGGUGCUGCUGUGAGCAUUACAGCGUGGAUCAUUUAGAAGACAUCUGCCUGCAUUUCUCUUUGAUAUGUCCAUUGACACUGCCUAACAGUUUUCCAAAGAGGCCCAGUAUUUAAGAAUCCUAGUUGCUCCACAUGCUCACCAACACGAGGCUUUGUCUAGACUCAUUUUCCAUGCACGUAAUUUGAAGCUCAGCAACGUUGUCCUGUGCUAAGUGUGUGCUAUUUCAGGACUGUGUGCGCCAGGCCUCAAUGAGGAGCCCAAACAUGGAGACCUUCAAACAGCAGAAGGUGGAGGACUUCUACGACAUCGGAGAGGAACUGGGGAGCGGCCAGUUUGCCAUUGUGAAGAAGUGCCAGGAGAAGAGCACCGGGCUGGAGUAUGCAGCCAAGUUCAUUAAGAAGCGGCAGAGCCGGGCCAGCCGGCGGGGUGUGUGCCGGGAGGAGAUCGAGCGGGAGGUGAGCAUCCUGCGGCAGUUGCUGCAUCCCAACAUCAUCACGCUGCACGACGUCUUCGAGAACCGCACCGACGUGGUGCUCAUCCUGGAGCUAGUCUCUGGAGGAGAGCUAUUUGACUUUCUGGCCCAGAAGGAGUCGCUGAGUGAGGAAGAGGCCACCAGCUUCAUUAAGCAGAUCCUGGAUGGGGUGAACUACCUUCAUGCCAAGAAAAUUGCUCACUUUGAUCUCAAGCCAGAAAACAUUAUGUUGUUAGACAAGAAUAUUCCCAUUCCACACAUCAAGCUGAUUGACUUUGGCCUGGCUCAUGAAAUAGAAGAUGGAGUUGAAUUUAAGAACAUUUUUGGCACACCAGAAUUUGUUGCUCCAGAAAUUGUGAACUAUGAGCCCCUGGGCCUGGAGGCUGAUAUGUGGAGCAUAGGUGUCAUCACCUACAUCCUCCUGAGUGGAGCAUCCCCUUUUCUGGGAGACACGAAGCAGGAAACGCUGGCAAAUAUCACAGCAGUGAGUUACGACUUUGAUGAGGAAUUCUUCAGCCAGACCAGCGAGCUGGCCAAGGACUUCAUUCGGAAGCUCCUGGUUAAAGAGACCCGGAAACGGCUCACAAUCCAAGAGGCUCUCAGACACCCCUGGAUCACGUCCAAAGGAGAAGACAGAGCCCCAGAACAGCGGAAGACAGAGCCCACUCAGCUGAAGACCAAGCGCCUGAGAGAGUACACCCUCAAGUGCCACUCGAGCAUGCCUCCCAACAACACCUAUGUCAACUUUGAGCGUUUUGCUCACGUGGUAGAGGACGUGGCUUGGGUGGACCAGGGAUGCCAUGCCCUGGCAGGAGCCCAUGACACCAUCCAGGACGAUGUGGAGGCCCUGGUCUCCAUCUUCAAUGAGAAGGAAGCUUGGUACCGAGAGGAGAACGAGAGUGCCCGGCACGACCUGUCCCAGCUCAGGUAUGAGUUCCGCAAAGUGGAGUCCCUGAAGAAGCUCCUGAGAGAAGACAUCCAGACCACAGCAUCCGGCCUCGGGAGCGUGGCCAGGAAGUUGGACCACCUGCAGGUGCAGUUUGAAGCUCUGAGGCAGGAGCUCUCAGCAGACCUACAGUGGAUCCAGGAACUGGUGGGCAGCUGCCAGCCGGAGAGUGGCAGCACAGACGGCCUGGGCUCUGUGUUCUGCUGGGACACCAGUGAGCCCCUAGCAGAGCCGAGUGACAGGUCAGGAAGCAAAGAAGUCUUGGCUGGCUUGAAGCUCUGAGCAUAGGAGUCUCAUCAGCAAUGCCCCCUGGAUGGCUUGCAGAAGCGUGUUUCCAAUCCCCCUGCUGGGCAUCAGCUAGAAUUAUCCUGCAGGGAUGUAUGUCUGUAGCGUGCAUAGCCUUCCACCCCCUUCACAGAAUCCAGAAUCACAGAUGUGCUAGCGAGUUACUCAUUCUGCACCUCCUCUCACCCACCUGGUUUUCUGGGAGGAGGGCUAUCAGGGCAGCCAAGCUGAUAAAACAAUUGAGAAUAAAUACCCUUCAAUGUAUCUUUCUCCAGAGGGAGGACAGCUGGCCCUGGGGAGGUGCUUGAUAACUGAUUUGUGAUCAUGGAUUUGUGCACACUUCACUUCCCACCUAUAUGCCUUAGAGACUGCAGAUCUUGGGUAAUACUGAGUUAGCCAUGGGUAACAGUUCAUCAGCUUGGUGCUUUCCUGCUUCAGAAGGAGGAAUUUAAAAUGCACAGAGAAAAUGUUACUUUUCAUUUGCAUUGACAUCACUUACCAGGCACUUACAUCUUUAUGUCUUUGAUCCUUAAAAGACCUUUGUGAGACAGGAAGGUGGGCGGCAUUAUUGUUGCUGUUACUAUUAUUUUCAUGUAACUGAUGAGGAAAUUGACUCAGAGGGGGAACAUGAUCUACUCAGGGUCAUUCAUAGCUAGUUGAUAUACACAAAACAAACUCAGGAUGCCUGACUGUAAAAUGAGGGAUAUGGGAAGAAACUGUGAGGCUUUGCUGUAAAUAUUCACCUUAAUAUUGAAGCUCAGAUCCCAGAGGUAAAAUAAGCACCUUCACGUGCUCUUCUGGGUGGAAUGCCUCAUCCCUUCACCGAUUGUCUGGAGAAGUACGUCCUGGAGGGCGUGGCUCAUGCUUCCUGUCAGGCCUGUGUCUGUCUGAGCAUCUGCCCUCAGAGCAGGAGGAAAGGGGCAGCAUCUCAGCCUUCUCUGGCUUUCCCUUCUCUGGCCGAGGGCCUCAACCUUGUGCUGGGAAUGAAUACCAAAGGGGACUUGGUAAGAGAAAGUUCCUCUCUUACGUGCUUAAGUCAUUGGGCCCUGAAAGCUCUGAGGAACUCUGUGAGAGAUUUUGAAGAGGGUGGACGUUGAGACUGGGAAGCGCAAAGUUCAGUGGUCCCUUCUUGACCCCAAGCUCUGAGCACACCUCCCUGAGGACUGUAGGAUCUUAUCUCCCUUUUCCUGGAGCAUGGGCCCAGGGCUGUGCUGGAGGCUUGGGGGUGGGGAAGCAGAUGUAUCAUUUCAAAGUGUCUUAACAGACUCACAAAACACCCUUGUCAGAGAGGUAGGGGGACUUUCAUUCCCAACUGGAAGGUGAGGAAGCAGAGAGGAUGAGAUUUGCCCAAUGGCAUAACAGUGGCAAAAGUGGAGGUCUCCUUGUAAGUCUGGUGCCCUUUCUGCUUCUCCUAACUGCCCCAGGCUCCAGGAGUUCACUGUCUGCUUCAGAGGCAGGUUUUACUCAGACUCACCCAUCCAUCCAUUCACAAAUAAUUUCUGAGCACCUACCGUCAGGCACUCGGCUUGGCACUGGGGAUACAGAGUUAGGAGGAAAUGGGCAUAUUGUGUGCCUUAACAAGGUUUGCAGUCCAGUGAAGGAUUCCAACACUAAUCAAGAACAUUCGAGAAAUGCAGGACUGCAGCUGGGACAUAUGCUGUGAAAGAGACACAUGCGGCACUGCAGGAGCCUGCAGCGGGGGUCUGCACUAGUCAGGGAAGUUGUCUGUGAGGUGGGGACCCUGGAGCCGAGAGCAGCGAGGCAAACUGGGGAGAAAGAACUGUUUGCUACAGAGCCGU